Molecule: messenger RNA, 1179 nt
Organism: Cryptococcus amylolentus CBS 6039
Lineage: Eukaryota; Fungi; Basidiomycota; Tremellomycetes; Tremellales; Cryptococcaceae
Exons: 5
Coding region: 457-1179 (240 amino acids)
Source: RefSeq, a predicted model, not a curated record
UUGGAAUUGUGAUGUCAUUCGUUCGACUUCCACCCAACUUCCACCACCAACACUUGAAACACUUGAACACUUUCUGCAGAGCAGUCUUCUUGUCCAAAGUAUACACGCCAUUGAGAUACCAUGGCAGAGACAUCAUCUUACUUGACGUGGACCAACGUCCUCAUCGGUCUCCUCUUCAUCAUCUUCGACUCGGUCCUCUCCCUAUUCCUCGGCCUCGGCAUCUCCUCUUCCCUCCUCGUGGCUGCGCUGCGAUGUAUAGUCCAGCUGACUAUCAUGAGUACGAUACUGGGGAAAGUGUUUGCUAGUAAUAAUGUGUGGGGAGUAUUUGGGAUUGCGGUAUUGCUGAACCUCAUGGCGGCUAGCGAGGCGACUUACAACAAGUCGAAGAGGAGGUUUACCAACAUGGUGUGUUGCUUUUUCUCCGUACCCAGUCACUCUCCGAUCUGACUCCUGAUCAUGUCACAGUUCCCACUCAUCUUGGCCGCCAUGUUGUGUGGAACCAUCCCGGUCUCCGUUCUGGGCACUCAAUAUGCUAUGGCACAGCACCCUUUCUGGCAGCCCGACCAGUAUAUCCCUAUAAUCGGCAUGAUUCUCGGCAACGCCAUCUCUUCUCUUGGUAUUGCUCUCAAUACUACCCACAAAGAGUUUUCAGAAAACAAGGACAAGGUGGAGACUUAUUUGGCUCUCGGCGCCAGUCGCUUUGAGGCUUGCAAGCCGAUAGCUGUGAGCGCGCUCAAGCUGGCGCUCUUACCUACUGUCAAUCAGCUCAGUGUGAUUGGGUUGAUCAGUAUCCCGGGUAUGAUGACUGGUGCUAUCGUGGGAGGCAAGUCGGUGGAGCAAGCUGCCCGGCUGCAGAUGAUCAUCAUGUUUAGUACGGCACUCCCAUCCAAGUACUUGUACAUGGCCGAAGCUAACGUUGCCGCAGUGAUUUCUGCUUCCUCAGCACUCUGCACUCUCAUCGCUCUCUUCUUUUCCCUCUCAACCUUGGUCGACGGCUGCGUUCGGAUACGAUCCGACCGUCUCACCUCUGAGGCCCCUUUGCUGUAUCGUUGGAGGAACGAGGCAGGGGCCAAGGUCUUGAAAGUGGCAAAGAGAGUGGGAGGAGCAGUGACGGGGAAGAAGAGGGAGAGUGGGACAGCAGAGGAGAGGAGGGGCUUGUUGGAUGGACAGCAGGGAUGA